Molecule: messenger RNA, 1104 nt
Organism: Dalotia coriaria
Lineage: Eukaryota; Metazoa; Arthropoda; Insecta; Coleoptera; Staphylinidae
Gene: PIG-V
Product: phosphatidylinositol glycan anchor biosynthesis class V
Exons: 2
Coding region: 1-1014 (337 amino acids)
Biological process (GO): GPI anchor biosynthetic process
Cellular component (GO): endoplasmic reticulum membrane; mannosyltransferase complex
Molecular function (GO): alpha-1,6-mannosyltransferase activity; GPI mannosyltransferase activity
Source: RefSeq, a predicted model, not a curated record
AUGAUAACUAAAAAUUUAUUGGUCAUUGCAGUUCAAUUGCGAUUAUUGGUCAUUGCUUUGCAAUAUGUAGCCAAUUAUUUAAUACCUGAUCAUGAUGCUAAAGUAUUUGUCUAUCCGCGACCGUUGGAAGUUCAGAAGACAUUAUGGGAUGACAUAGUCUUGAAUGUUUUGGGUGGCUUAACACAAUGGGAUGGACAACACUUCAUGCACAUUGCACUUUAUGGAUACACUUAUGAGAAUUCAUUGGCAUUCUUCCCAUUGCUGCCAUAUACUGUACAGUAUUUAGCUAAGUUACUACACCUUCCAUUUUUAACUUUUGAGUCACAAAUACUGCUCACAUUUGUCCUUUUUAAUUUUGUUAUGUUUUUACUCAGUGCUUGUAUUUUAUACAAAUUAACUGAGUCUUGGUUUGGUACACACAGAGCUCACAUUGCAACACUACUAUUUUGUAUCAAUCCAGCCACAAUAUUUUUUUCUGCAGCUUAUACUGAAUGUUUAUUUGCAUUUCUAACAUUUGCUUUGAUAUACUGCAGCUGGAAAAUGCAUUUUGAUACAUUUUUAGUAUCUGCCAAGUGGUUAUUCCUUAGUUGUCUAUUGAUUGCAUUGAGUACAUUAACAAGAUCCAAUGGUUUACUUAAUCUAGGUUUUCUUAUGUAUUUUUUUGUGAGAAAUUUGAGAAACAGUUUAGUUCACAGUACACAACCACAUUUAUGUAUAAAACUGCUGAAAUUAUCAUGCAAUCUAGUUGUUUUAGCUAUGUCUAUCAUCAUCUGUGUAGCACCAUUUGUUUUUCUUCAGUUUUAUCAUCAUUCUAAUUUUUGUUUUGACAAUUUUGUUAAUUUGCCUCAAGAAGUAGUCAACCAUGCAGUCACUAAUGGCUACAGAUUAACUGGACAGUAUUACAAUCAAUCUUGGUGCGAUUUUAAUUACAUACCACUGCCCUAUUCAUACGUUCAAGAAUAUUACUGGAAUGUUGGCUUUUUAAGGAUUUCCAGUUUGGACAUGGUAUAUUAACAAAAUUAAAUCAAUGUAGAAACUGUUCAAAUAUUAGGUAGACAGAUCUUGUUGCCAAGGUAUGGUUGGAACAGAAAUUAUCAGUUUGUU